GGCUCAAUGCCCCCUGCUUCUGCCGCACCCAACCGAAGAGGAAAGCCGCGGCUGCCGGCGGCCCGACAGGGAGGGGGCGGCUGCAAGUUGCGGCGGCUGUGUGGGGACGCGCCCACGUGAACGUGCCGGCGCCGACGACGAUGCCCACGGCGCGCCCGCGCGCACCACGUGACGCCCUCGUGCGACCGCGACCUUCCGGCCCCCUGUCCCCUCGCUGCAUAUUCCUUGGCCGUUUCAAACCGGCGGCAGCAACGUCGCCGGCCGGCCUCGGUCCCGGUGUACAUCUAUCGCCGCCGUGCCUGCUUUUGUUGCAAGAUUCGUGAUGCCGGCCGUUUCUGUUCAGUGAUAGAAAGAUGAUGCAUCGUGUGGAAAGCUGAGGUCGUCUUACGGAACUUGCAUCAAAAGUCUGAUGGAAAGAUGAUGCUUUUUGCAGGCCAUCAGGAAUAAUCGAGGCACUUGCAUGGAUGUGGUGCAGAAGCAGAAUCUUCUUCUUUCUGAAGGAAACAGGAGGGGCAGAUUUAUAAUCAGAAUCUUCUUCUUUGGGGCGGAGGAAAGUUGCAGAAGAAUCUCUGGGUACAGCGACGCCGUCGGCACGCCAAUAUGCAUGGCAGGCAUGCUGGCAAUGGCAUGAAUCAAUCUCGCUCGCCCACCCCGAACUGCAUGGCCCGAUCUCCGUCGCAUCACCUGUACCUGAAGAGGGAGGCCGCCCCUGGCCGGAAACUGGGUGCAGGGAAGGAACCCCAGUUCGAGUCCUCCGGCCUAUUUAUACGCACACGGAGCAGCAGGGGGCUAGCAGCAACAGUAGCAGUUAGCAAGCAAAGCAAAGCCAAGGGGCUGGCCAAGCAGAGACCCAGCUAGCAUGUCGGGAUCCGGCGCUGGCGUGUGGGUGUUCCGGAACGGGGUGAUGCAGCUGGAGCAGCCGGCGGCGGCGAGCCGGAAGGCGCUGGUGUACGUGCCGACGAACGAGGUGGUGCGGUCGGUGGAGGCGCUGGAGCGGCGGCUGGGGACGCUGGGCUGGGAGCGCUACUACGAGAACCGAAGCAUCGUGCAGCUCCACAAGCGCGACGGCGGCGCAGACCUCAUCACCAUCCCCCGCGACUUCGCCAGCCUCCGCUCCACCCACAUGUACGACGUCGUCGUCAAGAACCGCGACCACUUCAAGGUCGUCGACGCCUAGAGCCUAGCUAGCUUCUAGCUAGCUGCUAGGGGGUGGUGGCAAUGGCAUGCGUACGUGUGCAGGUGCAGAUAUUGUACUGAUCAACUACUGAUGCUUGCUGUUUACUAGCUACUACUAUUGCCCUUGGGUUUGUUUAAACUUCGGUGUGAGAUUAA
This is a messenger RNA of Panicum virgatum (switchgrass), 1332 nucleotides long. Its product is annotated as flowering-promoting factor 1-like protein 5. Gene Ontology annotation, biological process: regulation of flower development. Lineage: Eukaryota; Viridiplantae; Streptophyta; Magnoliopsida; Poales; Poaceae. The coding region runs from base 860 to 1177 and encodes 105 amino acids. The transcript has 2 exons. The record is from RefSeq and is a predicted model, not a curated record.